Zootoca vivipara (common lizard) is the source of this 10616-nucleotide messenger RNA. RefSeq names its product GATA binding protein 2 (gene GATA2). Gene Ontology annotation, biological process: negative regulation of transcription by RNA polymerase II; positive regulation of miRNA transcription; positive regulation of transcription by RNA polymerase II. The record is from RefSeq and is a predicted model, not a curated record. Gene Ontology annotation, molecular function: RNA polymerase II cis-regulatory region sequence-specific DNA binding; DNA-binding transcription factor activity, RNA polymerase II-specific; zinc ion binding. Gene Ontology annotation, cellular component: nucleus. Lineage: Eukaryota; Metazoa; Chordata; Lepidosauria; Squamata; Lacertidae.
AGAGAAAUAUGAGGAGAGAGAGAGAGAGAUGAGAGACUGGAUGGCGCGCAGGGGGAAGGGCUGUAUCUCAGUAGCAAAGCACCUGCUUGGCAUGCAGAAGGUGCCAGGCUGAAUCUUGGAGUUAGGAGGGCGUCCCUGCCUGAAAUCCCGGGGAGACUCUGCCGGCCAGUGCAGACAGUACUGACUUUGUAUAAGCGAUGACGGAGGGGUUCCGGGCUGACCCAGGAUCCACUCCGAGUUGGGCAGCGCAGGGAGAGGGGCUUGGGGGUUAGCUGGCGGCAGAGAUGCCCCCCAUCGAGGCCACCUGGAAAGGCACCUGGUGUGGGGUGGUGGGGAAGGGGGCCGCGCUUCUUUGUUCCUGCCAUGCACACUUUGAAGGAAAGCAGAGGACACUGUUGGGAGGGGGGCGGAGAUGGACACCGGCUUCCCACAACUCCACCCUGGGGACUUGUCUUUUUCAAGAGGGGCUAAUGCCCGGUGACAACGAACUAAGCAGCUCCGGGGGCCCGAGAGAAAGAGUUGUCGCCGGGUAAGCGGAAUAAAGCCAGCCUUUUUUCUUUGCCCGAAACGGGCAUUCAGCGGCGUGCCUUUUGCUAACCAUUUUGGAAAACAAAUAAAUAAACAAGUCCCGGGGCUGUGAUUUUAAAAGGGGUUUUUAAUCAGACGUGGUUUGGGAUGCCGGGGGGUGGGGUGCAGAUUAGCCAGGUUGGGUUAUGCUACCAAAGCAUGGGCUACACGCAGGAACCUCUCUCUAUGUAUUUAUAUAGGACACAUUUUCUUACCAGUAUAAAUAUGAGCAUGUUGGUGUAAUACGUAUAUGGAAUCUAUAUUAAAUAAGGGACAAAGAUGCUGCAUUAAAAAGAAAAGAAAAAUAAGUGGCUAAGAGCUCUCUAGAAAACAGUCUGAGAAAGAGACUUGGUGUUGGUACCUGCGAGAAGUAAAUAAUUUUCUUCUGUUAAAAAUAGCGAUUUUUAGACACGAUGAGGUUUCAGGGAAGGCGGAAUUAUGGGCUGGGACUCCCGGCCGUCGUGUAGUUUGUGCUGUUAAGUGUGCCUGAUGAAAGACACCCAGAUGAAAGUGCUUUUGGCUUUAUGGAGCGGCUUGAAAUGAGUUUCUAAUUAACAGCGUCUUAAAAUCGUAGGGAAAUAAAAUGUCGCUUCUGUCCAGAAACCGACGCGCAUUUUACAGGCUGAAGACCCUUCUAAUAGGAAGGGGAGAAAAAAACUUCCUCUUUCUUUAUAGUUACACAAGAGAAUUUUACUAGGGAGUUCUGGAAACCAAAACACGCUCUUCUCACCCCACGGAGCCAUCCCUCCGAUGGGAGAGGUGCGCAAGGAUUUGUUUUAUUCUAUUUUAUUUGUCACGGGCCAAAGAACAGAAAACAGCCAGAAGGCAUCGCAGGGCGACGAGUCCUUUCAGAAACCAAUCUUAUGAGGCCGUGUAUGUAUGUGCAUUAUAAAAAGAAAACACACACACAAACUCGACCUUCCCACUUGGGGAGGAGGGGGGGGGAAAUAAGCAAAGAGAGAAGUGGAGAGAGAAAAGAAAGGUUUAAAAAACAAAAUACCCCCUGCCCUGUUUCAUCUCUUCCCUCCCUCCUCCACAAUCACACGCGCGCGGGCACACUUUCCCCAACCUAUUGUUCUGAGAUUUUGUGUGUGUGUGUGUGUGUGUGUGUGUGUUUUAAGAGGACAGGGUUCAUUUGAAGGGGGGUUGAGGUUUCUUUUUCUUCUUCCCUGGAAACCCCCGCAGUUCCGAGGAUUUCCCCGCACCCUCUCCUGUUUCUGGUCUUUCUGCACCUGCUUGCCCAGGGAGCUUUCUCAGUCCCGGUCCCGUGCAGAAGAUUUGCACAGCUUUGCAUGUUUUAGAACUAUCCAACUCUAGGCGACCAGCCUCUUCCCGAUUCCCCCCACAUCCCACCCCUACCCCCUUUUUUCUUUUUCUUUCUUUCUUUUUUGCUGGGGUCAGCUUUAAAAAUAAUUCUUUCUUCUCUCACCGACCCUACCUCCUCUUCUUCCUUCUGCACACUGCCCUCAUCUUCCUCUGUUGUCGGGACUCAAAGUCGCAGCGAAUACCCCGCCAGCGCAUUACAGGAGCUGGGUCCCUUGGAGAGGAUUUCAGCAGGGAGAGGGGAAGGCUGUGGUUGAGAGUAGGUUUGGUCCGCAAGACAAGAAGAAGCUAAGCGGAGAGUAACCUAUAUACAGUAUAAAUCGUAAGGCUGAGGGUGUGUUUGUGUGUCUCUGUGUCUGUAAAUAGCCAUUUCCUAUGAGACGAAUGUGAUACUCCAGGCAUCACACGUGCGUAUGUGUGGCUAGCCAAAUAGUUAGUGUAUACAUCUUUUACAUAAAUAAAUAUUAAAAUAACAACUUUCCUCUCAAAUGUAGUUAAAAAGAAAACCCACUUACAAGCUGACUACACAGAAAAAACGUCUAUUUAAAAUAAAUUAAAUAUAACGCACUAAACGCAGAUAAAAACGACUCAAAUUUUAUGCAUUCAAAUAGCGAUGGUGAUGAUGAUGAUAAUGAUGAUGAUGAAAGCCCCGGUGAGCAGAAUGUAUUAUUACUAUUAUUUUCCUUUCUGUCUUAGCUGACAUUUCUAAGUCUUACCAAUUUGGCUGCAUCCCACAAAUUACUCAUAAAGGGCAACCCUGCGUCGACUCUCCUUUAGCAGUAACUAACAUUUGUAUGCAGACUGGAGCAGGAUCCCUUCCUCAUUUAUGGAUGCAAGUCCUAAACGCACUUACUAGGGAGUAAGUCCCGUUGAAAGAGUGCGGCUUACCUCCCAGUAUCACGCACGGGGGGGCUGUGCCGGCUCAUUUAUUUCUUGCAUGUUUUAUAUAACCCAGGAAAGAUUGUCUCUGGGCCCAUCAACGGUAUCUUAAAGCAGGUCAUUUUAAAAGAAAAAAAGAAAAUGAUCCGCCCAUUUCUCCCUCUCCAAAGGAUCCAUGAAUUCACUUUGAUGAAUAGUCCUCUGAACAAAUGAUGCAUCUCCGUGCUGCAAAAUGGCAGGAUCCCAUUUUGCAACACACUCGUGGCCUGUUUCUGAAACGGACCAAAUUUCCGCCUCCCGCUUGGCUCUCUUUUACAGCCUCCACCCCGAAGCGUUUUUCUCUUGGAGAAACGAGUCCGGGGCUUUGCGUGGGAAAGGAAGGCGGGUGGGCACUGCUGAACCGAUGUCAACACGCAUUAAAAAUAUUUAAUUCAGGACAUCGAUCCCUCCCAGGUUGCAAGAGCCCUUUCAAGGGGGCAUUGCGCGACUCUUUAUGAACCCCUAGGUAUGUGGGUCUGAGUUCAAGCCAACCUCGCCUUUUCUUUUUCUUUCCUUUUGUUUUGCAAAGUGAUAUUUGUAAAACUAUUUUUCGAUUCUAACUGGUGUGGAAUGAAGCGGGGAGCUGGCAGAGGGGCGGACAGAGGAGAUGGGUUGCGGGGAGAGGGGCGGGUGGCUGGUGCUUAGUGACUGACAAAUUGCAGGUUAAUAAAAUGCAUUUGCAGGCUGAGUGUCAGGUGCAUCUGGUGGUCAGGAUUUGAAAGGGAAAAAGAGAGAAGAAUAGGAAGGUGAAACGAGAAACAGGCUCAAAAAGGGGAGAAUAUCCAGUACAGUACAAAUUAACAGAUUGGAGGCAACGAGGACUUAGAAAUACAGGAUGCUUUCACAACAUAUACAUACAUACAUAUGUACACACACGUAUAUGUAUAUGUAUACAUACAUGUUGUUGUUGUUGUUUAGUCGUGUCCGACUCUUCGUGACCCCAUGGACCAUGGGGUCACAUACAUACAUACAUACAUACAUACAUACAUACAUACAUACAUACAUACAUACAUAUGUACACACACGUAUAUGUAUAUGUAUAAUGUAUAUGUUGUUAUCGUUUUUAACGAAGCUUAACCGGACCUCGUAGUUAAGUGGUUGCCAUUCAAAAGCACUGGUAUCAUUGGCCGUAUUUGAAGAGAAACAAAAGGGAGAACAGAAGAAAAUGAAUAAUCUUUUUUUUAUUUUAAAAAAGAAAACCCACUAGAGCCCAUGAAAGGGGGUUAGGAAGCAGGAAGCCUGCCUGCAGGAAGCGGGUUGCCCUCGGAAAUGGGGCUAAUGAGGAAUUUGGGGUGGCUCCAUAGACAGACGUGAGAGCUCUCUGGCCCCAGUUGGGCGCUUCUGUCUUUUCCCUUCGCUCGCCCUGCAAGUCAGAUUCACCUCCUUGCCAUUCUCAAGAACCACAACCGGGAGCUAGAUGUGCGCGCCUGAUCCCCACCUAUAUGGGUCAUAAGAGGCUGAGGUGUGUGGAGGGGGGGAGCAGCAUCUGGGCUGGGAAAGAGGCCCCGAGUUUGCUUUCGGAACUUCCCCCACCGUUUUCAGUCAGUCUCUCCGGCCAAGUCCGAAUAUGAGCCCGUGAUGGCUCAACGAAACAAAGAGCCAGCAAUCGGAGGGGGAGAGAGAGAGAGAGAGAGAGAGAGAGAGAGAGAGAGUGAUAUGGUGCUGGACAUUCCAGGAUCCAACCCUCGAGGAGAGGACUGCCAAUGCCCUCCCCCCCCCCCGCCUCCAACUGCACACCGACGCGCGCUCUCACUGGGCGCAGCGAUGCUUACUCUCGAGUAAACACGCGCGAGGGAGGGGGGCCCUUCCUGGCUGCUGCCAUCCCACCCAAGCUGCCCCGCUCGGAGGGAUUUACUUCCGAGAAGACGUACAAUAGGAUUGGGCUGAACGAAACUGAACAGGGAGAGGCGGGGUGGGGGAGAAAAAAGUCUGCAACGCAUUGAUGGGGGAACAAAACGAAAGAAAAACCCCACGGGGUGUGCAGCGUGUGUCCCCCCUCCCCGCUCUAAAGCAGCCCGCCCUUUAUCUAGAGCCCCCCCUUCCGCGCUAGUCGUUUACAGCAGCAGCAGAGGAGACCUUUGGAGAGGCGAGAGGCUCUUUGGCUCUCUCGCUACCUGCAGCUGCAGCGCGCGACUAACUCUGGGGUGCCUGCCGACCUGGACGGCUAACCCGGAAGACGAGAGAGCUGGGAGAGGCGUGUGUGUGUGUGUGUGUGUGUGUGUGAGAGAGAGAGAGAGAGAGAGAGAGAGAGAGAGUCUCUGACGCCACUUGUACGUGUUUCUAUUUCUGUACCUGCCUUAGCCGGCUUGUUGGAGCGCUGAGCGGGGCUGGGGCUGCUGCAGCCUCCGCCUGGCCGUCGGCUCAGCCUGCUGCUCCCCCUCCCCUCUCCAGACCAGCGUUGCUCCUGGCUGCCCCUCCUCCCUCCCUCCCGCUGCUCCUCCGCCCCCUCCCGGCCGCCACCAAUAUCUUUCCCUUCAACCCCCUGCUGGCACUGAGGAGCUGUCUGGGAUGCGGCGUCCGGGGAGACCACCCUUGCUCGGCACUGCUGGGUGGUGAUCCCAGGUGUGUGGCAGGAACCUCUCUCCGCAACUUCCCUGUUUAAAAGAGGGACACACGGUUACCUUUGUUUGCCUUCCGAGAUCAACCUAGCUCUCUCCCGAGAUCUCUACUGUUUCAAAACCAAAACCAACUCAAAACCAAAACGGUUUUGGGUUGGAGGGAGGGUUUUAGGGGGGGAGUGGGGGAGAAGCCCACAGGAAUGGAGGUAGCCACGGACCAGCCGCGCUGGAUGGCCCAUCACGCCGUACUGAACGGGCAGCACCCGGAGACUCAUCACCCGGGACUGGCUCAUAACUAUAUGGAACCAGCGCAGCUCCUACCUCCGGACGAAGUGGAUGUCUUCUUCAAUCAUCUGGACUCCCAAGGCAACCCGUACUAUGCCAACUCGGCCCAUGCCAGAGCCAGAGUUUCCUACAGCCAGGCGCACGCCCGCCUCACCGGGAGCCAAAUGUGCCGGCCUCACUUGCUCCACAGCCCCGGCCUGCCCUGGCUGGACAGCAGCAAAGCGGCCCUGUCGGCGGCGCACCAUCACAACCCGUGGACGGUGAACCCUUUCACCAAGGGGCCCUUGCAUCCUUCGGCGGCCGGCGCGCCGCCCGGCGCCAUCUCGGUGUACCCCGGCGGCGGCAGCUCGGCGUCGAGCGCGGCCUCCGCCUCGUCGCUCACGCCGGCCUCGCACUCGGGCUCGCACCUCUUCGGCUUCCCGCCCACGCCGCCCAAGGAAGUCUCCCCGGACCCCAACGCCGGCAGCAGCGCCGCCUCGCCCGCCUCGGCCUCGGCCGGCCGGCAAGACGACAAGGAGCCGCUCAAGUACCAGGUGUCUCUGGCCGACGGCAUGAAGAUGGAGAGCGCCAGCCCGCUGCGCAGCAGCCUCGCCGCCUCCAUGGGCGCGCAGCCCUCCACGCACCACCCCAUCCCCACCUACCCUUCCUACGUGCCCGCCGCCCACGACUACGGCGGCAGCCUCUUCCACCCGGGGAGCUUCCUCGGGGGGCCCGCCUCCAGCUUCACCCCCAAGCAGAGGAGCAAAGCCCGGUCCUGCUCAGAAAGAAAUCCGGUUUCUUCGUGUUUCCAUUUAGAAGGCAGAGAGUGUGUCAACUGUGGAGCUACUGCCACCCCUCUCUGGAGAAGAGACGGUACUGGGCAUUACCUGUGUAACGCCUGUGGGCUCUACCACAAAAUGAACGGUCAAAACCGACCUCUCAUUAAACCUAAACGGAGACUGUCAGCAGCUAGGAGAGCAGGAACUUGUUGUGCCAACUGCCAAACAACAACCACCACCUUAUGGCGACGUAAUGCGAAUGGGGACCCAGUGUGCAAUGCCUGUGGACUGUACUAUAAAUUGCACAAUGUGAACAGGCCUUUGACUAUGAAGAAGGAAGGAAUUCAGACCAGAAAUAGGAAAAUGUCUAACAAGUCGAAGAAGAGCAAGAAAGGCUCUGAAUGCUUUGAGGAACUUUCCAAGUGCAUGCAGGAGAAAUCUUCUCCGUUCAGUGCCGCUGCCCUUGCCAGUCACAUGACACCAAUGGGGCAUUUGCCACCUUUCAGCCACUCUGGACAUAUCCUGCCAACACCUACCCCCAUUCACCCAUCUUCCAGCAUCUCAUUUGGACAUCCACAUCCAUCCAGCAUGGUCACAGCCAUGGGAUAGAAUCUGAAGAUCCUAACAGAGGACUUGAAAACACUGGGCUUUGCCUAUAAGACGACAGCGAGGGAAAAAAUCUGCCCAGAGGAGAGAAUGUAGGGAAGGAAGAGGAACGAAAGGGGAUCUCAUUCCAGUGUGGUUCGACUCCUAGCGCUAGACUAAAACUUUGCAGUGAUGGGUCUUCUGCAGAAAUGCUUAAUAUGGUGCCUGUUAUGCACUUUGCCCCCUCAGGUAAAUGGAGAAAGAGGAACUCACCUGUUUGAAAUGAUACCUUCUGGUCCCAGCAGAAAGAAAAGGUGGCUGAAGCAGUCGAAGAAGCUGGAGCCAGCUUUCCUUUCUCUUUGUUAAUUACUGUGAAUAUUGUAAAGAGAUUAGCAGCUUCCCAAGGCAAGAGGAAGCUCAGUGGUAGCCGCCCACGCUGGAUUUCUAUCACAGAUUUUGUGUUCAGGGGAGGAAAAAUGGACAACUUUAUAAAAAAAAAUCUACUUUUUAAGAAAAGAAAUCAGAUACAGGAAAAAAAAUCAUUAUUUAUUUUGCUCUUGUGUUCCAGAAAGAGCUUCAAAACUCUUGCAUGUUCUUGUGGAUCUUUUUUAAAUUUUUUUUAUUUUGUUUAAAGAUACGUCCGCCCAGGUAAAGUGUUUUGUUUUUUUUAAUCAUCUUAUUGCUUUAAUGGCCACUCUUGAUUCUCUUCAUCACUGUUAGACUUUUAAAAAAAAUCUACUAGGAAAAGGCUGUGUACGUGAAAGAGGGAGACAUUUGGUGCUGACCUAGGUUCCAACAGCCUCAAGGUGCAGAUUAUUUUGACAUAAUUUGUGUAUUAAUUUUUGUCAAUGUGAAGGUCUUUUGUUUAAAAGCAUGGCAUCCUACAAGAAGACCAAGAUACACUGGACAAAUGGCUAAAAGGUUUUUCCAUACCAAACAGUCCUGCAUUGGCCAGAGGGCUAAAAUCCACAAAAAUCAGCAUUUCUUCCCCAUCAUACCUCUCUGAGCAUCUAGUUGGUUGUAGAAAGUGAUAACAGGUAUACUUGCAUCCCAGGCUGCCCUGGUUCCCCACUUCUCUCUUGCUCCUUCCCAAUAGCAGGUCUGAACUGUAUCUCCUCCGGUCAUGGAUUGUGUUGUUUUAGAUAGAGCACACCAGUCCACUAAGUUCCAUGAUUUGCUCCAUCUGCCUAGCUUGGCGGUUGCCAACUUUUUUGGGAACCCAUGGGCACAUUCAGAAAAUGGGCACAACACACACACACACACACACACACCCCACACAGCCAAGCAUGCACUGCAAUCCAUUCUAUUGAUUGCAAUAGAAUGCUUCUUUCGUUGUCUGACAUCAGCGGCAGGAGGGAACCCCCUGGGCGCCAAGGGAGGCUUCUGUGGGCACAUCUGUGCCUGCAGGCACCGCGUUGGCAACCUGCGAUCUACAGUACACUCCACAACCUCUGUGCCCUAUCCGCUCUCAACCUCCCAGUCGGUGCAGAGCUGCCCCUCUGUUUCUAUCACUCCUGUUAUCUGUGCCUUCUUUCCCUGUUCCCCCGUCUGCACAAAGACAAGCCCUUGGCACCAAAAAGCCCUACUAACUCCUGGCACUAGGAGCCCCCCAGAACCUAAAAAUGUCCCUCAUCGAGGCACCACCUUUAUGCAUUGCUCUUGUUCAGUCUCCAGUCGCUCUGAUGGUUUUUGUAUAGAGUUCUUGUUUUAUAUGAACCAAGUCAGAUUAUACCAAGUCAGAUUAUUUGUCAGUCUAUCUCAGUAUUACCUACAGAGACCGAUGGCAACAGCUCUGCUGUCUUUCCCAGCCCCACCUUGAGGAUUGGGGGGGGGGGCUGUUUGUGCUGCAGCACAGUUUGGUAUAUUGAGCCACCCUAACACGGAUUCAGACCCUCCUUGUAUCCUGCUCAGUACAGUCUGCUGAGAUUGGAGGUAUGGCAGGUGGUCUCCCAGGUCUCGGGCAAGAGCGUUUCUUUUCUGAGACAGUUAUGCCAGAUGAUGAACCUUUGACACACAAAACCCUGGAGUUGUAGCCCUUGCUUUAGUGGUCUGUGCCCCUGGAUCUAACACGCAACUCUUAAUUCAGGGCAAGGGGAAGAAAACCGUAUUAAGGAUCUGCCAUGAUGCUUUCAUUUCGUCUGUCUGAUUGAUCUUGCCCAAGAUACUAAGAAAUGUUGCGUAGCUAAUUCCCCACUAGAUGUUUUAAAUAAUGUGUCCAGAGCUGGAGUUUGCCAUCUGUAGGCAUGCAUGUCACACAGCACCUUUUCUAGCUGAGAAACUGGUGAAGGGCAGAAAAUAGGCGAAGAUCUAUAAGUGGUGGAAGAGCAUGCGAGAGAGACCUGAUUUCAGAUUCGUCCAGUAGUUCAGAGAUAGCGACAGCUUACUGAGUGAUGGGAAAGUGAUCUGCUACUGGGGAGCAUAGACGGGUAUGCUGGCCAUUUCCUAUAGCACAUAUAUGUUUGUUUGUUUUUUGUAAGGAAAAUCACAAAUGUUGAGAAACAGGAAAAAAAAGUUAUAUCCCAUUCUGAAACCAUAUUGUAUGUAAACAACCGAAAAAUAAAGCUCUUGCCAGUGUGAAGUGUAUUCUCCUAAUUGUUAUGAUCUGAUGACUUUCAUGAUCACAAGGUCCAGUAUAACAUAUGAUGUACAUAUUUAGCUAUAUUUCUGAUGAGAAAAAAGCCCCUGUGAGCAAAGGGGUUUGAUAAUGUAAACCGCAUAAGCUUAAUUCUGUGACGAGCUUUUUCUUGUUUGUUUUUUUAAUGGGUUUUGUUUUUAAUCAAGCCAAUUGUAUGUUAACUGCAAAAGUCUGCUUAAAACAAAAAAACAAAGGUGUACGUUGGUUUUGGUUUCUCUUUCCUGCUCCCCCCCCCAAAUAUAUAAUUCAGCUGUUUUAUAAAGAACAAAGGACCAAGCAUCCAAAGUGAAAAGUUGCUUUCCUCCCUUUUCUGGUCGGUGUGGGCAUAUAUAGCUGCACUUUGUGAAGAAAUAGAAAUAAUCGCCAAAACAAAGGGAAGAGAAAUUCUGUCUGGGAGAAAUGGCAUCUUCAAUUGACAAACUGGGAAAUUAAACUACGUUUUCUUUUAUAUUUAAGGGAGGCAGGGGGGACUUUUUUAAAAAAUGGUACAGUUAUACAUGAUUUGUAACUCAAUUCAAAUUCUUUAGGGGUGGGAGUGGCUGGGUGAGAGCAUGAGAGGCUUCAUGACAUUGGGGGAGAAUAGCCACCCAGUGCUGCCGCUGCUGCUCCACAGUCUUCUUUUGUCUCUGUGGGGUGAGCCCUCGACAAGCCCCACUUUGGUGAAUGGAGAUUGUGCAGCAGGAGUGCUUGCUGGGCAGGGUCCACACAGUCGACAAAGUGCAAUAUAUUGUCAGUCACUGCAGCGUAUAAGAACCGCAGUCAGGAUUUAAAUUAUUUUGUACUUGUAUCAGCAUAAAGAUUUGGCAGUAUUUUCUGUUUUGUUUUUUUAAUUUUGGCUUAAUUUUUGGUUUAGUGAACUAAGUUAUUGUUAAUUAUGUACAACAUGUUUAUAUAUUGUCUGUAAAAAAAAGUGUAUGCUUCCCUCAUAUUCCUUCAAGGUGAAUACUGCUAAGAAUAAUAAUAAAAAAUACCCCCUUUUUUGUGAAA